AAUCUGGUGCAACUAACUUAAUGAUUCAGCAGAAGAGCAAACACUUCAUUCUUCUCCUCUCAAAUGGCUUGCUCUGCAAGGAUUUUGGUGACAGCCUGGUGCUUUUUUGUUGGCAUCUCUGUUUCUGUGCCAGGAUGGCAAGAACUGGUCAAUGGGCUCCCACCUCCUUGUGAGAGCCAGAUUUACUGCACUGGGGACCUCCUGAAGCAGGUCCAGCUGGCCAGGCUCUUCUCUGAUGACAAACACUUUGUUGACAUGCCGUUGCGGGAGUCUCCAGACCUAGUUCUGAAGAAGUUUCAGCAGCUAGUGAAUGUGACUCCGGGGGGGAUAUUGUCCAAAGAGCAGCUGCAACAGUUUGUGAGCUCAUCCUUCAGUGACCCUGGACAGGAGUUCGAGCAAUGGGAACCUCAGGACUGGACGAGCAGCCCCCAGAUUUUAGCCAAGAUUUCUGACCAGAAACUCCAGGCAUGGGCAUCGGAUCUGAAUGCCAAGUGGAAAUCCCUAGGGAGAAAGAUCAAAGAUGACGUUAGGACUCGCCCGAUGUUUUACUCUCAGAUUUAUGUGCCGCACCCUCUGAUGGUGCCCGGUGGCAGGUUCAUUGAAUUUUACUACUGGGAUUCCUACUGGGUGAUCGAAGGGCUGCUCCUCUCUGAAAUGGCAACCACAGCCAAGGGGAUGAUACAGAACUUCUUGUACCUGGUGGACAGGUAUGGGCACAUCCCAAAUGGAGGGCGAGUCUAUUACCUGCGCCGGAGCCAACCACCUUUCCUCACUCUGAUGAUGGAUGCCUACCUGGCCCACGCCAAUGACAUAGAGUUUCUCAGGGAGAAUAUCCAUCUGCUGGAGGUAGAGUACGAGUUCUGGCAGAGGAAUCGCUCUGUGAGCAUCACAGUUGGGGACAGGAAUCACACUCUGAACUACUACAACGUUCAGAUCGGGGAGCCCAGACCAGAGUCCUACAGCAAAGACUGGGAGUUGGCAAGUGACUUAAAUGAAGAUGCCAGGCAGGAGCUCUGGGCAGAGCUAAAAUCAGCAGCCGAGUCAGGCUGGGACUUUUCCUCUCGCUGGUUCCUCUCCUGGUCUCCCCCGCUCCCUGCGACACUGAAGGAUACCAAAGCCAGGGCUGUAGUGCCAGUGGAUCUGAAUGCCUUUCUGUGCAAGACAGAGCACCUGCUGGCUUCAUUCUACAGGAUACUGGGAAACACCAUCAAGGCUGCCCAGUUCCAGGCCGCUCUGGAGCACAGGCUUGAGGCAGUCCAAGCUGUCUUCUGGAAUGAGGCUGCUGGAGUCUGGCUGGACUUCAACCUCCUGAAGAAGCAGCCAAACCCAGCCUUCUACCCCUCCAACCUGGCACCCCUGUGGACUGACUGCUUCUCAGACCAGGCUGCAGCUGAGAGGGCAGUGCGGUACUUAGAGGGGAGCACAGUGCUGUCCUACAAGAACGGGAUCCCUACCUCACUUGCCAGGACUGGGGAGCAGUGGGACCUGCCCAAUGCCUGGCCUCCACUGCAGCAUAUGGUGAUUGCAGGUUUGGCCAAGUCCAGCUCCUCGAGAGCCAAAGAAAUUGCCUUUGUCCUGGCGCAGAACUGGGUCAGAACCAACUUUGCCUUAUAUAAGAAGUACCAGGCCAUGUUCGAAAAGUACAAUGUGGAUGGAGAUGGGAAGCCAGGGACAGGAGGAGAGUACCAAGUCCAGGAGGGAUUUGGCUGGACCAAUGGUGUAAUCCUGCAACUCUUGGAUCUCUAUGGCGACCGCCUGACUUCUGGCUCCCCCUCCACCCCCUUCAGGGCCUGGAUUGUUGUUGCUUGCAUCUUCCUCCUUAACCUGAAAUGAUAGGGGAAGUGGUUUGGGCUCCCAGCAGCCGGGCCAGAGGAAACAAGCCCAUGGGUAGUGAACAGUACCCUGGCCUUAUAGCCAGUUAGGGAAGUGUGUGUGGGGGGCUCAUCUGGGGCAGCCCCCUCUUUCUCUACCUGCUGGGACAGCAAAGCAGCCACAGGUGAACAAUAGCUGUGACUAAAGCCCUGGGCCUGCAGCCCUGCUGAGCCCCCUACCUGCCAUUCUCUCAUGCUUUUGCUGUGUCAUUAAUGUUUAUCAAACUGGUCUUUGCUGUCAUACCUGCCUUGGUGGUUACUGGGGCCUGAUUCUUGUGGAGGUCUGUGCUGAGGCCCUACAUCCCCUAGUCUCAGCUCAUUACCCACCACAGAUCCUUUAUCCCUUCAUUCUCACAAAGUUCCCUGUGUGCCACCCUUCCAUGUCCCCCUCAUUCAGAGAAAUGUGUAAAUAGUUAAACUUGUAGAGUUUGUUGAAUUAUUUAUUUUGUCUGGACAGCCACUGUGGCUGUCACCAUUCUAAACUCCAUAGGGGCAGGGCAGAGCAGAGCACAUUCAAAGGCAGGCAUCUUCCCAGCACAGUGCCUACUGAGAACCCUUUGGCUCAGGGCCCAGCUGGCUGUGGUCAAGAGCAGGGAAGGUGGAAACAACCUCAAGUCUGUUACUCAAAAGGCUUUAUUGUUUGCAGUCUGUCUACAACUACUGAAAAAAGAGAGGCUGGACUGGCUGCUACCUGUCCCCAGCCUAGAUGAGCAGAGGGAGGUACAAACUGGACAAAAGGAGAGCAAGGCCUAACAGCAGUGGCACUUGUAGGAAUUCAAAUACCUAGGGUUAAAAAAGAUAUUUGGAAAAUAAGGAUUUCAAGGUUAUAAAAGCAAGGUGGGAUUUAAAUAGUCUUGUUCUUUCAAGGGAUUUUCAGCUUUGUGAAACUUAACUCUUCACUAAGCCCUAGAGGAAGGCUCUGGAAAUUCCUAGCUCUCAGCUGGAUUUUGCUAAUAGGGGUAGGUAUAGGUAGCCACUUUAAAGGGGCAUAAGAUGUCAAGGGGCCCAAUUUUUUAGCCACUCAAAGCACCAGUGCUUCCACUUCUACAGGUUGAGCAGCUUCAGGCUUGGAUAGUAUGGGCCCAAUGCUGCAAGGGGCUGUGCACCCUCAGCUCUCUGGGACUCUGAGGGGGCUCAGCACCUCAUACCAUCUGGCUUUUAGAUGUGAAUUUAGGCUCUGCCUCCCCAUGAGGCAUGUGCAGACAGUUAACUGUAGGCACCUAGAUUUAAGAACCAGGCUCUGCAUUCUUCUUGCCCUGCCCUCCUGGCAUCUCCUUUGGGUGAGGCACUUUUUAAAGCUCACAGUGUCAGAAGAACAAGCCAUUGGUUUCAUUAGACUACACCUUGGUGCCUAGUGCAUGAGAGAGAUCACAAGCCCUGGCAGACAAAUAUUCCCCCUCAUCCCACAGCAUUUGCACACCUGGCACAGUUACUUCUAGCUUUACACCAUCAGAACCUUACAACCAGGCACCUUGCCUGUGCUGAUGCCCAGACUCUGAGGUGGUCAAGGCACAGGAGAGCAGAGAGAUGUCUGACAUGGACAGACCCCUCACUGUUACAGGUAGCUGCAGUAAAUCUGGCAGGACUGUCAUGGUGCACAUCCUGGCACCUGCAGCAGCCUUGGCACUGGUGAGAAUGGCACAAGAAAAGGAAACAAGUCAAGCAGACAGUGGAGCAAACAGGGGUCUGGUCACAGGUGCUGGUAGGAUGCGCUAGAUGCAUCUGUGAUGCAGUUGUCAUAGUGAUGCCCAACAAUCUCCAGUUUAAAAAAGUGGCAGCAUUGAGAGAGCUUAGUUCCUUAAUCCAACAGCUUCAGGCCUAGUUUGCACUGGAACCGGUGGGAUGGUCUUUGGCAGCUCUUCCGCUUUGUACCUUUCAGCCCAUUGAUAUGUUUCCAUCAAAGAAUAAAAAAGUCUGUUCUGUUACAUAUA
This is a messenger RNA of Chrysemys picta bellii (western painted turtle), 3802 nucleotides long. RefSeq names its product trehalase (gene TREH). The record is from RefSeq and is a predicted model, not a curated record. Gene Ontology annotation, molecular function: alpha,alpha-trehalase activity. Gene Ontology annotation, biological process: trehalose catabolic process. Lineage: Eukaryota; Metazoa; Chordata; Testudines; Emydidae.